CAAGUAAAUAAUAGCGCGGACUGAGCGGGCCUCCCGAGGCAACCACAGGAGCGGGAGCGACUCCCCUCCUUGGCUUCUUUUAUUGGGCGACAGCAGGCGGCGAAGCCUUCAGCCGACCGGGCUCUGCCGACCGCCUGGCUAAAGGAACGGACUUGGACGUCCAGCUCGGAGCUGCGCAGCGACCUUAAGGAGUUCCGAAGGAGAUGUAAAGCGGGGGCUCGACUCGGCGAAGCGGACGCCCCGUCCUCCCCUCACCCCUUCCCGCCUUUCCUCCCCGUGCGAGGGAGCGCUCCCUUCCAGGCAGGCGCUCCGCGGGGCAGCCGUUGAGAGGCGAUACUGGGGGGCCGCGGCAGAGGGAGGCGAGGCAGAGGGAACCGUCGAGGCGCGGGGAGAACUGGCGGAAGGGCGUCCAGAGGGGAGCCCUCAGCUGCGGCGGCGAGAAUGGCGGCGGCGGGGAGCAUCACCACCUUUCCAGACGACGGCGGCGGUGGCGGCAGCAGUGGCCCCUUCCCGCCAGGACACUUUAAGGACCCCAAGCGGCUGUACUGCAAAAAUGGAGGCUUCUUCCUGAGAAUUAACUCUGAUGGCCGAGUGGACGGAGUCCGAGAGAAGAGCGACCCGUACAUCAAGUUGAAACUUCAAGCUGAAGAGAGAGGCGUGGUGUCAAUCAAAGGUAUACGUGCAAACCGUUUCCUUGCUAUGAAUGAAGAUGGACGAUUGUUAGCACUGAAAUAUAUAACCGAUGAAUGCUUCUUUUUUGAACGCUUGGAAUCUAAUAACUAUAACACAUAUCGGUCUCGUAAAUAUUGUGAUUGGUACAUUGCACUGAAACGAACUGGUCAGUACAAACUUGGACCAAAAACUGGACGAGGACAGAAAGCUAUUCUUUUCCUUCCAAUGUCUGCCAAAAGUUGACUUGAGUGUCGCAGUUAAUAAAAUAUUGUGCAACAACAACAGUAGAUGUUCCCUCCUCCACAAGACAAAUUAAUGUGAUAUUUUCCAGUCAGCUCUGUUUGAUGAUUAAUUUGAGAUCAAUACUGUGUAGAACUGUAAGAGUGAAAACCAUUUUCAUUCACUGUUUAUAUAAGGCUGUUUGUGUAUGCGUACUAACAUGAAUGUGGCAUGGAGACAUAGUUCCACUUAAAUAUGCCAGUUAAUUAAGUACUUCCAGUUAGAUUUUAUAAUCAUUUUAAUCUUAUGGUUUAGGAAUAGACAUUCUGAUUUAGGUUAUUGAAUGUGAAAAAAGUUUUAAAAAAUGCAU
Thamnophis elegans (Western terrestrial garter snake) is the source of this 1261-nucleotide messenger RNA. It is a transcript of the gene FGF2, whose product is annotated as fibroblast growth factor 2. Gene Ontology annotation, molecular function: fibroblast growth factor receptor binding; growth factor activity. The transcript has 3 exons. The record is from RefSeq and is a predicted model, not a curated record. The coding region runs from base 442 to 915 and encodes 157 amino acids. Gene Ontology annotation, cellular component: cytoplasm. Lineage: Eukaryota; Metazoa; Chordata; Lepidosauria; Squamata; Natricidae. Gene Ontology annotation, biological process: positive regulation of gene expression; animal organ morphogenesis; cell differentiation.